CGGCCGUAGCUGCAGCGUCCAAGCGCCACCUUCAGCAUUCGCUCCCAGACUGGAUUUGCAGAGCUGUCGAGGGUCACCAAUAUCCAGCUAUCCAGCGAGUGUCACGUUAGACGCCGUGAAUUUUUUUUUUUCAAAUAAAAGUAAAAAUAAUUCUGUGUCGACAAGGCGGGGUGUACUACAUGUGGGUUUUCUUUUACUGUGUUUCCGGCGCUGUCUUCGUUUAUGACAAGAAAAGCGGCCGCUUUCUCAUGCUUCUCCCCUAACUCCAUGUGCUUAAAAUGCCAUGAUGCCAGGCGGGCUCUGCAUGGAUCCGGACACUUCAAGCACGUCCCACCGACAGCUCUCGGCGCCAAUGAAAACUGUGGGAGGAAAGCCACAAAGGGUUAAGGGACUCCAAGAUCCUGUGGGGCGGAGUGGGAAGGACACGAUUGGAUAAUUGUGGGUGACGUAGCCGACAUGAAAAAGCUAAUAACUUGUUAAGAAGGCAGCCUUCAACUUUAGGAAGAGUGUGCAGAGCCAGAGAGACGGGGAACAGGAGUGGAUGUUUCAGAGAAGUAAGCGGAAAGUAGUUGGCUGUGGACUGUUCAGGUUCUGCAGUAUUCACGGACAUAUAAAAGGGGACAAUGGUGCAGCAGACGGAGAACAGUGAAACGGAAAGUAGCAUGUCCAGAGAAGCUACCGACACAGAAGAGAACGAAUUCAUGGCUUGCAGUCCAGUCCCACUGAACCCAGACUGGUGCAAGACGGCAACUGGUCACAUCAAGCGACCGAUGAAUGCUUUCAUGGUCUGGUCUAAAAUCGAAAGGAGAAAGAUCAUGGAGCAGUCUCCGGACAUGCACAACGCAGAGAUUUCCAAAAGGCUGGGAAAGCGAUGGAAAAUGCUAAAGGACAGUGAAAAGAUCCCUUUCAUCAGGGAAGCCGAGAGGCUUCGGCUAAAACACAUGGCCGAUUAUCCAGACUACAAAUACAGACCCAAGAAAAAACCAAAGCUCGACUCCUCUUCCAAGCCAAGCGCGCCGUCACCGGAGAAAGCCAACGUGAAAAUUACUAAGACUUCGGGUAAGAAAUGUACUAAACUAAAGUCCAGCAAGACCGGCAAUAAAUCAAAUCAUGAUUAUGGUGAAGACUACGGUUUUGCAAAUCUAAAGGGUAAUAAGACUGUUAAGAGUGUGCUUACGGAUGAAGACGACGAUGAUGAAUAUGAUGAUGAUUUGCAAGUUAGAUUAAAGCAGGAGGAUGAGGAGCAGAUGAGGCCGUACAGUGUAGCGAAAGUCCCCGCCAGUCCAACCUUAAGUUCUUCUGCAGAGUCUGAAGGCGCUAGCAUGUACGACGAAGUAAGAAACGCGGCACCGAACAGACUGUUUUACAAUUUCAAAAACAUAACGAAGCAGAGCACAACAUACCCUGCUUCAAUGUCACCAGCAUCGUCCAGGUCGGUUUCCACUUCGUCCAGCUCCAGCGAAGAUGCGGAUGACCUGCUUUUCGAUUUCAGCUUGAAUUUUGCUCCUAACGCUCAAGGAUCGGAACUGGGAAAUCCAAAUUCAGGAAAUCUCUCUCUCUCCCUGGUGGAUAAAGAUUUGGACUCCUUUAGCGAGGGCAGCCUGGGCUCUCACUUUGAAUUCCCAGACUAUUGCACCCCUGAGCUCAGUGAAAUGAUAGCAGGGGACUGGCUGGAGGCGAACUUCUCAGACUUGGUGUUCACUUACUAAAAUAUCCACGAGCUAAUAACAGGGAGGGAGAAAUUAAAAUUAUAUGUGCUGUCCAAGGCUUUCUCAACCCUGCCUCUUCUGUGGUUUAAAUUGGGGGUUGGGGGUGGGGAGAAAAGAGGCGAAGUGAGGUUUGAGGAAUUAAAGAUGCUUAUGAAGCUGGUACGGUUGCAAAAAAAAAAAGUCUGCAGACGUCUUUCUGGCAGCGUGACAGGGUUUUAUGGAUUUUUUCGGCGGGUCUACAAUUAAACUGUUGAACUAAAAUGGACCACUAAGGGAAAUCUAUGAACACUUCUAUGCAUCUUACCCUCUUGAAACUGCAGGGAGCUGAAAACGCAGACUGUGGACUGAUCCGAAUCAAAUCUGUGAACUGGCGCUGUCCAUUGCUUUCCGAUACAAUGGUUUUAUGUGAUUUCUAUAUACCGCAAACGUUUCUUUUUGUAAUCGGUUCCUUUUACCUCCUGGUUUUGAAUAUACAGCAGCCUACACCUCUCAACACUACAGGUAUGGGAGGUAACAUUUUGAUACAUAACAGACCUCAUCUUUUUAAAAGAAAAGUAAGAUAUUUUCAGGCGUAUUUUUGUACAGUUAAAAGGGAAUAUUCUUACUGUUGUCAGUGAGUUUCAGGCACUUCUUCCCUUUUCAUUUGGUUAGCAUGCAAGCAAGUCCUGGUUUCAAGGAUUAAAAGUAAAAAAAAAAAAUCUUGCAUCAAAAUGCCUUGUGAUUUUAAGCUAGGUUUUGUACAGUUGUAGAUCAGGUUCGUUGAGUAUUUGUAGGAAAAAAAUGAAUUGGGGGAAGUAUAGACCUCAGAACUGUUAUUAGUUUCAAGACUGUAUAUGUACUGUAAUAUAGAAAAGUUAGGAGUUUAUGUAUAUCAUACUCGUGAUGUGUGGAUGGCUCCCCAAAUCGCAGGUGUGAAACUGGAUUUUUUUUUUUAAUUUCCUUUUUAUGGCACAUACUGAAAGUUUGUUUGUUUUUUUUCAUUUUUGUGCAAUAUAUUCUCUUAACACAGACCAUCUGCAUUUUUGUAGCAAAUGAUGGGGGGCGGGGGAGAAACAGACUCGUGCACUGUCACCAUAAUCUCUGGAUGCUGAGGUCUGUCUCUUGAUUAAAUAAAUCAGCUGGAACUGAUAGCAAGUGGUUGUGUUGUGAUCCGUUUCUUACCAGAUUUCAAAGUCUCUGCAUUAAGGAUAACCUUAAACGAAGUUUUAACUUCACUUUUCCCUAAUAUGGCAUGUAAAUCCUGUGGGUGGUCUGAGCAAAGUAUUGCAUUUCGUUGUUCCACAAAAUGGAAUAUUUAUUUAAACUCGAUUGCCUAGUUUUCAUAAAGAGAACUACUUUAAUAUUGUGUUCAUUGCACUUAAUGGACCGCUGAAGAAAAUGAAAUCUGUUAUUAAACGCAUGAUUUGGAAUUUGGCUUCAAUGAGCAUAAACGUAAACCAACGAUUCUGGAUAUUAGUUGCUUAAUAUUCCACGUGUCCAUCUUUUGACUCAUCUUUUAAUAAAUGAUUACAUCCAA
Lepisosteus oculatus (spotted gar) is the source of this 3225-nucleotide messenger RNA. RefSeq names its product SRY-box transcription factor 11a (gene sox11a). Gene Ontology annotation, molecular function: RNA polymerase II cis-regulatory region sequence-specific DNA binding; DNA-binding transcription activator activity, RNA polymerase II-specific. Gene Ontology annotation, biological process: positive regulation of transcription by RNA polymerase II; anatomical structure morphogenesis; neuron differentiation. NCBI's taxonomy places the organism in Eukaryota, Metazoa, Chordata, Actinopteri, Semionotiformes, Lepisosteidae. The record is from RefSeq and is a predicted model, not a curated record.